Mastomys coucha (southern multimammate mouse) is the source of this 1520-nucleotide messenger RNA. It is a transcript of the gene Foxr2, whose product is annotated as forkhead box R2. Gene Ontology annotation, molecular function: sequence-specific double-stranded DNA binding; DNA-binding transcription factor activity. The transcript has 5 exons. Lineage: Eukaryota; Metazoa; Chordata; Mammalia; Rodentia; Muridae. Gene Ontology annotation, cellular component: nucleus. The coding region runs from base 593 to 1492 and encodes 299 amino acids. Gene Ontology annotation, biological process: regulation of DNA-templated transcription. The record is from RefSeq and is a predicted model, not a curated record.
GCCAUUUGUUGGUGGUAACAGUACAAUGUUGUUCCCACCAUUUCCAGUCCUUUGGACAGCUCUGUGGUAUUAGAAUCGCUUGUCUUCGAUAUAGACCCCAACUCCAGCAGGCACUUCCUGGGAACCCAAAGGCCACUCCGGCCAGGCAAACAGGACUUUUGAAGUGCUGGAAUGAAAAAAAAAAAGAAAAUUUUGUCUGAGGCUUUUGAACUCGUAUUACAGCGUUCAAAGAGCCUUCAAAAUUAAAGAUUAAAGUUUUUAUUCAACUACCUAGAAAACACACCUAAAAAGAGAGGUAUCAAAACAUCAUUUGUGACCAACAGUGAGAAAAGACUUGGAAAAAUCUGAAAGCAGUUUUUCCUAAUAAAAUAAUCUUAGUUACUCUUUUGAGCUGUGUCCCAGAAAGCUGUGGCUUCUCUGACCAGUGAAGUAUCAGUGUCCUCGUGUCAGCCCCUCCAGCAGGCCUAUUGAUAGAUUGCACUGGAGAGGAGAGACAUUUUGCAUUAAGUAGUGCUCCAGCAAUAGCUUGGCAAAGUUCCAGAGAGACUAUUAUCUAUUUGGAAGUUUACCUUCAUCCAUCUCUUCUGUAAAAAUGGAUAUAAAGGUAAAAAAUCGGGACUUCUGGUUCAGUCUCCAUGGCCAAGUCCCCGGGAUGCUGGACUGGGACAUGGGGAAUGAAUUUUUCCUACCUUGUACCACGGAUCAGUGCUCUUUCGCUGAGCAGAGUCUUGCCAAGUAUAAAAUCCAACUGAUAAAACCACCUGCACUGCCUCAGAAGAAGAAAUCCAGUUUUGAUAAUGAUGGUCCUCCCACUGAACCCAGCUUGUGGAUGUGGGUGAAUCCCAACAUUGUGUGCCCCAUCAACAGCAAGUCGGAUUCAUAUCCCAUUCCGAAACUUGUGGUAAGUGCACCACACACUGGCGAGUCUGACUUCUUAGUGACCCAUACAGUGGUACAGUCUCUGCCUGUUUUCUACACUGAGCAUCAUCAGCAACAAAAGCUACCCGUUUACUCCACUGCCCCUGAUGCCAGAGAAAAGGGGAUUAAGGAACAGGCAUGCACAUCCUCUAAGAAACACUCCAAGAAGAACACAGUGUGCCAUGCCCCCCACCGGGAGGAGUCCUGGCCACGCCCUCCUCUCAACUACAGCCAUCUAGUUGCUCUAGCAUUAAAAAGCAGCCCUUCCUGUGGCCUCAAUGUGCAACAAAUCUACAAUUUUACUCGACAACAUUUCCCCUAUUUCCGGACAGCACCAGAUGGCUGGAAAAACACCAUUCGCCACAACCUCUGCUCCCUGACCUGCUUUGAAAAGGUGCCAAUCGACCAUGAAGAUGAGUUAGAAGGAAAACCUCGCUCUUUCCUCUGGAAGCUCACUGAUGAGGGAAACCGAUUCUUUCAGGAGGACACCCGUAUCUUGGCCUAUGCGCGAAGGGAGAGCAUCAAACAGAGCAUGCGCCAACCAGAGCUGAUAGACCUCCUCUUUCAUCUUUAAUGUUUUCUUCUUUUCUCUCUCUCUCUGU